AUGGGUGCUAACUUAUCUUGUGCUACUUUAUGUGAUACAAAUGGGGAGGGUCCUUCUUUGAAGCCAAGGCUAGGUGACAUACCCGAGAAUUGCUUAGCAUUAGUUCUAAUGCACUUGGACCCACCUGAAAUCUGCAAAUUGGCUCGUCUGAACAAGUCUUUUCGCGGCGCUUCUUCAGCUGAUUUUAUAUGGGCAUCUAAGUUGCCCUCGAAUUAUAAGUUUAUAUGCAAGGAAGUGUUUGAUGAGAAGACUGUAGUGGAUUUGGAAAAGAAAGAUGUUUAUGCCAGGCUGUGCAGGCCUAAUCCUUUUGAUGGGGGCACAAAGGAGGUAUGGCUGGAUAAGCGUACUGGUGUGGUUUGUUUUUCGAUUUCUUCAAAGGGGUUGGCAAUUACUGGGAUUGAUGACAGGAGAUAUUGGAAUCACAUUUCGACUGAGGAAUCAAGAUUCCACACAGUUGCCUAUCUUCAACAGAUUUGGUGGUUUGAAGUAGACGGAGAAUUCGAGUUUGAAUUUCCAAAAGGGACGUAUAGCCUAUUCUUCAGGCUGCAGCUUGGCAGGUCUUCAAAGAGAAUGGGCCGUAAAGUUUGUAAUUCUGAGCUCGUCCAUGGUUGGGAUGUGAAACCUGUACGAUUCCAGCUAACGACUUCUGAUGGUCAACAUGCAGCAUCCAAAUGCUUUUUGGACAAUCCUGGGAAUUGGGUUUACUACCAUGUCGGAGAUUUUGUUGUCAACCGUCCAAACGAAUUAAUGAAGAUCAAUUUUUCAAUGACUCAGAUUGAUUGCACUCACACCAAAGGAGGUCUCUGCGUUGAUGCUGCCUUUGUAUACCCGAGUAGCAUAGGCAGUGAGAUUCGUAAAAAGAACAAGCUUGCUGGUCAACAUUGA
Molecule: messenger RNA, 885 nt
Organism: Dovyalis caffra
Lineage: Eukaryota; Viridiplantae; Streptophyta; Magnoliopsida; Malpighiales; Salicaceae
Source: the annotation of a GenBank genome assembly